This is a messenger RNA of Alnus glutinosa, 1581 nucleotides long. RefSeq names its product thaumatin-like protein 1b. The record is from RefSeq and is a predicted model, not a curated record. Bases 181 to 1125 code for a protein of 314 amino acids. Gene Ontology annotation, cellular component: extracellular region. Lineage: Eukaryota; Viridiplantae; Streptophyta; Magnoliopsida; Fagales; Betulaceae. Gene Ontology annotation, biological process: defense response. The transcript has 4 exons.
AGAUGACAGAAAAGAUGACAGAACGUCAAAAAACUCAAAAGCAAAAAGAAGAACCACCACAGUUCAGUGACCCUUCGCUCUGCGCAAGAAAAGUAGAGUUCUUUGCGCCUCUCCAACUCAAACUCAACCUUUUCUUGCUCGAUUUUCAACCUUCGCUUCCUCCUCGUCUUCUUCAAUCCAAUGGGUCGCCGUCUGCUACUCUCCGCCACCGUUCUCACUCUCCUCACCAUCUCUUUCUUCUCAGAGGUCCAUUCCGCUUCCUUCAAGAUAGUCAACAAGUGCCGGCGCACGAUAUGGCCCGGCCUGCUAUCCGGCUCCGGGACGGCACAGCUCCCCACCACCGGGUUCGCCCUCAAGAGCGGCAAGUCCAGGACCAUAUCCAUCCCUAAGUCAUGGUCGGGUCGGAUGUGGGGUCGAACCCACUGUGGCCGAGACUCUACAGGCAAGUUCUCGUGCCUUACCGGCGACUGUGGGUCCGGGACGCUGGAGUGCGCCGGCUCUGGGGCCAAGCCUCCUGCCACGCUGGCAGAGUUCACUCUAAACGGCGCCGAUGGGCUGGACUUCUACGACGUGAGCCUCGUCGACGGCUACAACCUCCCAAUGCUUGUUGUAGCAAGAGGUACAAGAGGUGGAUGUGGCGCCACCGGAUGUUUAGUGGAUUUAAACGGCGCGUGUCCGAAGGAGCUCCGGGUGGCGAGUGGGGGUAGGGUGGUCGCGUGCAGGAGUGCGUGCGAGGCGCUCGGUGAUCCGAGGUUGUGUUGCAGCGGGGCGUACUCUACGCCUGACACUUGUGGGCCAUCGUUGUACUCGCUGUUCUUCAAGUACAUUUGCCCACGCGCGUAUAGCUACGCGUACGAUGAUAAGACUAGUACCUUCACGUGUGCCUCCGCCGAUUACUUGAUCAUAUUCUGCCCGUCACCCUAUACCAGUCAAAAAUUGCUCGGAGCUCGGAAAGAUGGGGCAAAGCUACCACUGGUGAACUUUACCACUAUGUACAUACCAAGCCACCAUGCAAACAGUGCUUCAUACUCAGGUCUGGUCCAUACAAAACUUAUCGCCCAUGCUGCCUCUGUUGUAGCCCCAGUUUUGCUCUUCUGGCUGCUAUUUUACAACCUUUUUGCCUAACAUUGGCCUGGGGGCUGGGGUUUUCCAGGCAGAUAGGACCUCGAAGUUCAGCUGAAGAAAUGGUGUCAUUUUCCCUGUUGUUGUCCCAGCUCUUUGCUUUUCUCUCUCACUCCUCUCAGUUGUUGUUGUUGGGUUAAUAGAUCAGUGGCUAAAAUGCAGAUUGGUCGCAUGAGGCAGGACUUGACAAAUGCCACAACAAAUCCUGUAUAUACCUUCCUCUGCUCCCUUGAUUUCUUUCAAGUUUACAUCAUACAUGGGGUUUCCAAUAUAACUACAAUCUUUCCAUGAUUUUAUGUAAGAAUGCAGAAAUAUCAGAUUAUUGUAAUUGGUAGUUAUGAAGUCUGGUUGAAUAAUGCAUACAACUCAACACAAUUAGGCUUUAAAGAAUUUAUGAGAACAAUUCGUGUUCACAUAUCGAGUCAUGAAUAUAAAACUAUAUAGGUCAAGUUCGUGAGU